UGAAAGUAAAGGGCACAUAACGCGCUCGUUUUGCAAGAUGUUUCUUAUCACGUUUUCAUGUUGCGUCCGGGUUUAAAUGGAUCACAUAGAUGUUAUGCAUUUUUAAAGGACUGACGCGGUUUUAUUGAAGGAUUUACUAAAAUAACUUAUCUCUUGAGAAGCCAUGGCAGUCCUGGGGAGUUACUGCGGGGGCGAUGGCUCGAUGCGCGAGGCCUGGCUGGACGGGGGCCUCUCUCCCUGCUUCUACUUCACCCUGGUGCCCACCGUCCUCCUCACCCUGUCCUUCUUCUUCGGCACCUUCCACUGCGUGUGCUACCGGCGCUACGGCACGCCGAUGGAGCCCAAGUUCAUCCCGCGCUCGCGGCUGUACGGGCUGCAGCUGGCCGUGUCGGCGGCGCUGCUGCUGCAGUUCGUCGGGGGCGUGGCGUGGCGGGCAGCAAGGGGCGGGGCACUGCCCGGGUACGUGCUGCUGUAUGGGUGCCUCUCCGUGCUGGGCUGGGCCUGGGCCAUCGCCCUCCUCAGGCUGGAGCGCCGGCGGGUUCUGGUGCGAGAUCGGACCCGCGGCCACAGCACUGUUCUGCUGCUCUUCUGGGCCGUGGCGUUCUCCGCGGAGAACCUCGCCUUCGUCUCCUGGGCCAGCCCCCUCUGGUGGUGGGGCCUGGGAACUACACAAGAGCAGGUGGACUUUGCUCUCUGGUUGGUCCGUUACAUUGGCACAGGGACCCUCUUCAUCAUUGGCAUGAAGGCUCCAGGGUUGCCACGGAGACCGUACAUGUUGCUGAUAAAUGAGGAUGAGCGUGAUGUGGAGCAUGGACAGCCACUGCUGGGAGGGACGGAGUCCCAGUCCACAUGGAAGGAUUUCGGGAAGAAGGUUCGCCUGCUCGUGCCCUACAUGUGGCCCCGGGGGAGCAUCCUUUUACAGGGCGUGGUGCUGAUCUGUCUCUGUCUGCUGGGCCUGGAGCGGGUCAUCAACGUGUUCGUGCCCAUCUACUACAAGAAUAUCGUGAAUGAGCUGUCAGAUGGAACCAGCUGGAAGACUCUGGCGACCACCGUCUGUGUGUAUGUCCUCCUCAAGUUCCUGCAAGGUGGUGGAGCAGGUGCCUCAGGGUUUGUCAGUAACCUGCGCUCCUUCAUGUGGAUCCGGGUGCAGCAGUACACCAAUCGCGUGGUCCAGGUGCGUCUCUUCGGCCACCUGCACUCCCUAUCGCUGCGCUGGCACCUGGGGAGACGCACUGGGGACGUGCUGCGCAGCAUAGACCGCGGCACCUCCUCCAUCAACAGCCUGCUCAGCUACAUCGUCUUCAGCAUCUUCCCCACCAUCGCCGACAUCGUCAUCGCCAUCAUCUACUUCAUCUCCUACUUCAACGCCUGGUUUGGCCUCAUCGUCUUCAUCUGCAUGUUCCUCUACCUCACUCUUACCGUCAUCAUCACGGAAUGGAGGACCAAGUAUCGGCGUGACAUGAACACUCAGGACAACAAUGCCAAGUCCAAGGCUGUGGACUCCCUGCUGAACUUUGAAACGGUGAAAUACUACAAUGCAGAGAGUUACGAAGUGAAUCGCUUUCAGGAUGCCAUCCUCAAGUAUCAGGUCUCUGAGUGGAAGACCAAUGCCUCCUUAGCCUUGCUGAACCAGACACAGAACGUCAUUAUCGGGGCUGGACUUCUGGCUGGGUCACUCCUCUGUGCCUACUUCGUCACGGAGAAUAAGUUCCAGGUGGGUGAUUAUGUUCUCUUUGGGACUUACAUCAUCCAGCUGUACACCCCACUCAACUGGUUCGGUACCUACUACAGAAUGAUCCAGAAUUCCUUCAUUGACAUGGAGAGCAUGUUUAAGCUCUUCACAGAGGAGGCAGAAGUGAAGGAUGAUGUCAACGCAGGAAACUUUCUGUUCAAGCAGGGGAAGGUGGAGUUUGAGAAUGUGCAUUUCAGUUACGUUGACGGGAAGGAGAUUCUCAGGGACAUUUCCUUCACCGUAAUGCCUGGCCAGACUGUGGCUCUGGUCGGCCAAUCAGGGUCAGGUAAAAGCACUAUCAUCCGACUGCUCUUCCGUUUCUAUGACGUCCACGGGGGCUGCAUCCGCAUCGAUGGCCAGGACAUCUCCAAGGUGAAACAGUCGUCUCUUCGGGCACACAUCGGCGUGGUCCCCCAGGACACCGUUCUCUUCAAUGACAACAUCCGUGACAACAUCCGCUAUGGCCGUAUCACCGCUAGCGACCAGGAAGUGGAGGUGGCUGCCCAGGCGGCAGACAUCCACGACAAGAUCUUGGCCUUCCCUGAAGGGUAUGACACCCAGGUGGGCGAGAGGGGCCUGAAGCUGAGUGGAGGAGAGAAGCAGAGGGUGGCCAUCGCCCGGACCAUUCUCAAGGCACCUCAGAUCAUCCUGCUGGAUGAGGCCACGUCCGCCCUGGACACACAGACAGAGCGCAACAUCCAGGCGUCCCUCGCCAAGGUGUGCGCCAACAGGACGACCAUCGUGGUGGCGCACAGACUCUCCACUAUCAUCGGGGCUGAUCAGAUCCUGGUUCUGAAUGAAGGCCAGAUUGCAGAACGAGGGCGGCAUGAUGAGCUGCUGGCAAAGGGUGGUCUGUACGCCGACAUGUGGCUGAAGCAGCAGCAAGCCCUGGAGUCAGACUCGGCCUCAGAUACAGAGGCCAAGGACCGCCAGACCGAGAAACUGCAGACAGCUGCAGGCCACAAGAGUCACUGAACGGGAGUAGCAGUGGCCAGGACUGAGGAGGGGAAAACGCAGGUUGAUUUCUGUAUAUUUCGAACUGACAAGGUGCCUACUGAGAAGUUGUUUGGACUAGUUUUGAGAUUUGUCAUUGCGUCCGUUAUGUUUUGAUCAAUGUUUUAUCAUGUAUUUAUUGGGUGUUUUGUAUGAUUUUGAAAUAUGUUCACCAUGUUCUUAUUAAGCCAGUUUUUUUUAAAGAUGAGGUCUUAACCUUGUCUGCUUUGUCUUGGGAUCCCUCAAAUAUAUACAACUGCAUUUUAUUCUGGAGAGAUGCAUACCCUGAAUGUAUUCUGGUCUUUGAUCUAGAAGACAGCAGUGUGUUCUUGAUCGUUUUGUUGAGCGGCACAUUUGAUUGUCUCAUUUUGUUUGGUUUGUGAGGAGAAAACCAUAAAAAGGUUUCAUUUUUGAGCCAAGCUGAACAUGUUCCACAACCAUAGUGGUGUCCUGAGAAGCUGUGCACUUUAGAAGGCAAACCUGAGGAGGGUAAGAUCUCUUAGUCCCUUGUUCAGCAUUGUCUAUCUGAAUUAAGACUUUUAACUCCUCAAAAAGUGAAUUUUGUUGCUUACUCUUAGCUUUCAAAUAUAACUAAAUGAGGCAAUAAUGCAAAAAGCAUUAUUUGGUUUCUUUCUGGAGAAGGGAAGAAUCAGUCAGCAUUUUGUACCACAGUUCUUCGGUUCAGAUGUCUCAUUCCUACUCCUAGAGACCCACUGUGGGUGGUGUCUGUCUACAGACUACAGACUACAGUCUGGGCCUUGGUCAGGCUUUUUAUUUUUUUCCUUAAUCGUUUUAAGGAUGAUUUAGGGAAAUUUACGCUUUGAGCAGUCUGUCAAUUAAGAAGUGCAAUUAGUUCUUAGAUUUAAGAAUAAUUGUUGAGAGAGCAAUACAGUCCAGCCUGAACAUGGCUGUCUUUUUUUGUGCAACAGUACUCAAAAUGUCUCAGGCAUGUUCAGGUGAGUGCUGAAUUGUAGAUCAAUCAUAAGUAUAAAGGAAUAUAAAGGAAUCACUGUCUAUGUUGUACUAUAUAAUGCUGAGUGACA
This is a messenger RNA of Megalops cyprinoides (Indo-Pacific tarpon), 3768 nucleotides long. RefSeq names its product ATP-binding cassette, sub-family B (MDR/TAP), member 6a (gene abcb6a). Gene Ontology annotation, biological process: transmembrane transport; heme transport. Gene Ontology annotation, cellular component: membrane. The transcript has 20 exons. The record is from RefSeq and is a predicted model, not a curated record. Bases 164 to 2707 code for a protein of 847 amino acids. Gene Ontology annotation, molecular function: ABC-type heme transporter activity; ATP binding; heme binding. Lineage: Eukaryota; Metazoa; Chordata; Actinopteri; Elopiformes; Megalopidae.